AUGGUGAAUUUCUUCAAAGACAAACUCCAGCGCGCCAGAACGAUUGCCCGCGGCUUCCUAGGCAUCCCCGACGCCCACCCAGACAACACCACCACAGCGAUUCCCUCCACAGAGCAGCCGCCUUCCGACGGCGCAACAGCGACAAUGGCGACCGAACUCAAGCCAAACGACGCCAAUGGAGACGAAAGAAGCUCCUCAAGCUUGAAGCGUGCCAGCCCGCACGAUGCCGGCGACAACAAGGACGACGACGGCGGCGGCGAAUGGCAGACAGUGACGCGGCCUAACAAGAAGCAAAAGAAGGUUCCUAAGCCUGGAAAGAAUUAUCCAGGCAUCACCUUCUCUCCCAAUGCCCGUCUGCAGUCCAAGAUCAAUCUGAAUCAAAUGCGCGAUCUUGUCACAUACAUCUUUGCCGACGGCACCGGCCCGCAAUGGGUUGCCGUGACGCAUCGCCCUGCCUUUCGCAAGAUUGUCGCCCUCAUGGUUCCCGGCCUUGAAGACGCCAUGUUCCACGCCAAUGUCAACUUUGCGACAUAUGACGAAGAUAAACAGAAGCGCAUUGCGCAGCAAGAUGCCGCCAGGUCUCCCGACGACUACUACCCACGGGCUCUAACCAAGGAGACGCUGCCAGAAGUGCUGCAGCCUUUUGCCGACAUGUUUCCUCACCUAUGGCCCGUCAAGACUCCCGGUGACGACAAGCACGGCAAGAUGCACUCGCCCAUGGCGGCAUUCCUCACAGCCCCGGUCCCCAAGGACAAGGCUUCUGGCGCAAAGGGCGUCAAGUCUGCCACGGAACCGAAGGGUUGGAAAAACGAGCGCACCCGCAUCACAGAAUACCUUGCCACUGCAUCUGAGCUCGAAGAAAACGGCUACCUCGUACAUCCUGCGCUGCUGCCUGAGGGCGCGGCUCGAGAUAACUUCAAACUCCCCGACGGCUGGGUUGCCACCAAGGUCGACAGUCUCUCUGACGGCGACGUGCCCGAGGCCGAGAUUGAGCAAGGCAGUAUCACCGCCGGCCGCACCGUCCUGGCACUCGACUGUGAAAUGUGCCUGACUGGCGAAAACGAAUUCGCCCUCACACGCCUCAGCAUCGUCGACUGGUCCGGCGAGCUUGUCCUCGACGAGCUCGUCAAGCCCGACAAGCCCAUCACCGACUACCUCACCCGCUACUCCGGCAUCACAGAAGAGAUGCUUGCCCCCGUGACAACCACCCUGCGCGACGUGCAGGCCAAACUCCUCACCAUCCUCCACCCGCGCGCCAUCCUGCUCGGCCACUCGCUCGAGUCCGACACCAAGGCCAUGCAGCUCACACACCCCUUCAUCGUCGACACCUCCCUCCUGUUCCCGCACCCGCGCGGGCCCCCUCUCAAGUCCUCUCUCAAAUACCUUGCGCAGAAGUACCUCUCGCGCGAGAUCCAAAAGGGCGGCGCCGAGGGCCACAACUCCAUCGAAGACGCCAAGACCUGCCUCGACCUCGUCAAGCAAAAGUGCGAAAAGGGCAAAGCCUGGGGUACCUCCGACGCCGCCGGUGAGAAUCUCUUCCGCCGCCUAGCCCGCGCCGGAACCUCAUACAAGGCGCAGGGCGGCGAUGCGGCCCUCGGUGGCGUGGAAGUCGGCAAGACCUCAGCUGCCGUAGACUGGGGAGACCCAUCUAAGGGCUACGGCGGCGGUGCUACAUACCGCCUCGGCUGCAAGUCUGACGAAGAUGUAGCUGUCAACGUACUACGCGCCGUUGCUGGUGAUCCGGAUGGUCUUGAAAUCAAGGCCGGUGGUGCAGACUUUGUAUGGGCGCGCUUCCGCGAGCUCGAGGCCCUGCAGGGCUGGUGGAACACGCACCGCGUCGAAACGGCUUCUAACAGCGACGGCGGCCCGCCAGCAUCACAAACCAAGGAAAGCCUCGAGGCUGCCCUUGGUGCCUUGACAAAGCGUAUCUCGCGCAUUCACGCCGCCUUGCCGCCCUGCACAGCACUGCUGCUCUACUCUGGCUCUGGCGACCCACGACCCAUGGCGGCCUUGCAGCAGGUUCAUGCGCAGUGGCGUAAAGAAUACAACACACCAGGCCGCAAGUGGGAUGAGCUGAGCGUGCAGUGGACUGAUGUUGAGGACCAGGCGUUGCGGAAGGCCGCUGCUCGAGCUCGAUCUGGCAUUGGCUUCAUGACGGUGAAAUAA
Messenger RNA from [Torrubiella] hemipterigena, 2166 nucleotides. The record is from the annotation of a GenBank genome assembly. NCBI's taxonomy places the organism in Eukaryota, Fungi, Ascomycota, Sordariomycetes, Hypocreales, Clavicipitaceae.